This is a messenger RNA of Nicotiana tabacum (common tobacco), 405 nucleotides long. RefSeq lists its product as uncharacterized. Lineage: Eukaryota; Viridiplantae; Streptophyta; Magnoliopsida; Solanales; Solanaceae. The record is from RefSeq and is a predicted model, not a curated record. Gene Ontology annotation, molecular function: zinc ion binding.
AUGACAUCAAACAUUGCAGAGUCAUUGAAUGCGAUAACAAAAUAUGCAAGAGAGUUGCCCAUAGUAGAACUAUUAGAGUACAUGAGGACUCUUCUUGAACGUUGGACUAAUGAAAAGUUAUUGAAAGUAAAGGGUACAUUAUCGCAGAAGAUGAGAGUGAGGGCUUCAACAGAUCACAUCCAUACAUUGAUAGAUGGUGUAAAACGCUUUAUUGUUUGUCUUCAAAACAAGAGAUGUAGUUGUGGACAAUUCCAGCUUGAUGAACUUCCUUGUGCACGUGCUUUGGCGGCUCUGAGGCACAGGAAUGAGUCUUAUGAAAACUAUUGUUCUCCUUAUUACACGAGGGAGAGCCUUUUGCAUACUUAUGAAAUACCAGUAGAUCCGCUGCCUGACGAAAGCAAAUGA